AUGAGCUACUUUUACCCUUCCCUAUUAGUCCUUUCUGUUAUUGUCUUUGGUACAGCGCUCUACGUCACUCGAUCUCGAUGGUUACCUCAUGUACCUGUGCCCGGAUACCUCUAUCACCGCCUUCCGUCUAGUUUCGCCGCCGAUCUAGAGGCUGGCUUAAGCUCCUCUCACUUCAACCUCUCCGCAAAUAUUGCUAACGGGGAUUCGAGAGCGGGAUUGGACCAAAAUGCCAAAGAAGAGGUGAAGAGAAUAAUGAAGAGCCAAAAGGUUACAUUCGAUGAAGCUCGUCGGCUUUAUACAGAGCACAGGUUUGCCAAGAACAACAUUGGCCCUGAUGGCAGGCCCAGGGACCCAAAAUUUGUGUCAUUUUCGUAA
Messenger RNA from Penicilliopsis zonata CBS 506.65, 375 nucleotides. RefSeq lists its product as hypothetical. The transcript has 2 exons. The record is from RefSeq and is a predicted model, not a curated record. Lineage: Eukaryota; Fungi; Ascomycota; Eurotiomycetes; Eurotiales; Aspergillaceae. Bases 1 to 375 code for a protein of 124 amino acids.